Molecule: messenger RNA, 1643 nt
Organism: Arachis ipaensis
Lineage: Eukaryota; Viridiplantae; Streptophyta; Magnoliopsida; Fabales; Fabaceae
Product: thioredoxin-like 4, chloroplastic
Cellular component (GO): chloroplast
Source: RefSeq, a predicted model, not a curated record
GAACCCUUGCCUCUCUUCGUCCGUCCGUCCGUCCGUCCGUCCGUCGAGCCACUAUCGCCGUCCGUCGAACACAGGGGCUUCUCUUCGUCCGUCGAGCAGAACUGCGAGUAGCCCUAGCCCCUCACUGAACCUCGCAACUUCUUCGUGGAGCUUGGCGGCCGUCGUCUUCGUCUGCUCAGCCGCGCUUCCACCUUCGUCCGUCGCGCUCAGGAUAUUCCGUCCUCGCCUGGUCGCCAGCCUCCAAGUCUCGAACCCCUCUCAUUCCCCAAUCGUGUGGUCGUCCUCUGGUCUUUGCCUGGUCGCCGUCUUCCGUCGUGCUCAACCGCUCUCCGGCGUCCGUGGAAGCCUGUAACUGAAAACAAUGCCAAUCUAAAGACAUGCUUUUUUCAUGUUCUCUUCAAGGGAGGAUAUGGUGAGUGCGUGUCUUGUUCCCAUUCGAAGUUAAUUGUGCAGAGAGAUAUCGCAAAAGCAUGCUUUUGGACAAAUCCCCUCCAACACCAAAGCAAAAGAAACUGUGCCUUCUUCCUUGCUUAUUAUUCUCUUCUCUUCUGACACCAAUCCGAAAUUGAUUCUGAGAGCAUCUUGUCUUUUUUAUCUGCAAAUUAAAGGCACCGAUGUGUUUCCCAGGUGGUGUGUCUUGACUUGCGUCAUUUCGUUUGUAAAUCGUACUCAAUCUAGCUUGGGAAAGUGGAAGUCAUGAACGCUUAUGCUCAACUUCAUUAGCCCUUUCUAAGAGAUAUCAACAGCUAGCAGCAAGGAUUAUAAAAUUUUGAUCACAAGCCAUACAAAUAAAAGAUGCCACAGGUUGUAAAUCCCAGGCAGGGUAUUUUGCAUACCUAUUCCUUUGCCUGUUUCAGAGAGCACUUGAAGGAGCCAGCUGAUUCUAGGAUUUCCCAUGUGGUUUUCAGCUUGUUUUCAAGGCACCAUCGCGGGAAACUUUGUCUUGGUGACACAAAAAUUAAGCCUUUAAAAUUGAUGAGGCGCACAUUAUGCCCUUGUAGUAGAACAGGAGUUGUUGCAGAUGAACAUCAAGAAGACUUUCCUGAUGAAGAUGAGGACCUGUGUCCCGUUGAUUGUGUAAGGGAAUUCACGACGGAUGAAGAGUUCUGCAGGAUUCUGGACAAGGCUAAAGGAACAGGAUCUUUGGUGGUAGUAGAUUUCUACCGCACCUCUUGUGGAAGCUGCAAAUAUAUAGAGCAGGGUUUUGCCAAAUUGUGCAAGAAGGCUGGUGAUGAUGAAGCCCCGGUUAUUUUCCUAAAGCAUAAUGUAAUGGACGAGUAUGAUGAGCAAUCCGAAGUUGCAGAGCGACUAAGAAUCAGGGCUGUGCCUCUUUUCCAAUUCUACAAAGAUGGGGUCCUGUUGGAAGCAUUCCCAACCAGAGAUAAAGAAAAGAUUGUCGCAGCCAUCCUCAAGUAUUCAUCUCUUGAGCCCCAAGAUAUUGUGUGUUAAUUUUAUGGGAAGGGAUCACUCAUGCAAAAUUAGUUCUACAUGACACAAGUUCUUUAAACAUAAUUUUGUAGACCACAAAAUAUUUUAGCCAUGUGAUUAUAUUUCACUUAAUUGGAACACUUGCUUAGUCAGUGAUUCUCAAUUUCUCAUAGACCCUUCAGGGGGUUUCAAUAAAUAUUUUUUUUUCUUGUUAA